AUGACCGCUCAAAAUCCCGAUCCCGGGCAUCAAACCGCCGAAAAGCCGGCGGACAACAACAAGAUGAUGCUCGCUUUAAUUCCCAAAAUUCCCCUAAUGAUGAGGGUAGCCCUCCUUCAUAUCCUAUCCCUCUCGAAGCAAUCGCAAUACCUCGACCUGCGAACCGAGAUCACCAUCGCCGUGCUGCGGUCCUUCACCAACCCCUCUGUGCCUCGGAGCAUCUCGGCCACCCAGAAGUUGGCUGCUCAGGCUCCGAAGCUGAAGGGCAAGAUCUGGGUGAGCAAUUACACGUGCCCUCCCCCUCCGUUCGAGGAGAGAGGUCUGCAAGAUGCCAUCGCCAAGGCAAUCGACGAGCUGCGGAAUCCCAAGGUUCCACAGCCCUCCUACCAAAUGCCAGACCCGGCGCCGGUCGAGGCCGAGUGGACGGGGUACCGCGCCAACGCAACGUCCGACUCCCGGUUACCGGAUGUCUCGGAAAGGGAACUCUACGCCGAGAUGAUGAAGGAGGUCAAGAGCCCCGUAACGGUGCUCUACUUUCACGGCGGAGCGUACUACUUGCUGGACCCGGCAACCCACCGCCCAACCACCAAGAACUUGGCGAAGCUGACCGGCGGGAGGGUGUAUUCUGUCCGGUACCGUCUCGCACCCCAGCACCCGUUCCCAGCAGCAUUGAUGGAUGCUCUAAUGUCAUAUCUCGCACUCCUCUACCCCCCAGAAGGCGCUUUCCAUGAGCCCGUCAAACCAGAACACAUCGUCUUCGCCGGCGACAGCGCCGGCGGCAACCUCUCCCUAGCCCUGCUCCAACUCCUCCUCCACCUCAACCGCACCACCCACCCCAUCCCGUGGCACGGCCACACCCCCACCCAACCCAUCCCCCUCCCCGCGGGCGUAGCCGUAAACUCCCCCUGGCUCGACGUCACCCACUCCUCCCCGUCCUGCACCACCAACGCCCCCUUCGACUACCUGCCCACCCUCGCCCAGCAACUCGCCGCCGAAUCCAAGCGCCCCCACUGCGCCGCCUGGCCGGCCUCCCCGCCGCGCCGCCACCUGUACGCGCCCGACGCCCUGCUCGCCCACCCGCUGGUCAGCCCCGUGCUGGCGGCGUCCUGGGCCGGUGCGCCCCCCGUGUAUAUGUGCACGGGCUGGGAGCUGCUG
Messenger RNA from Chaetomium fimeti, 1155 nucleotides. RefSeq names its product alpha/beta hydrolase fold-domain-containing protein. The transcript is spliced from 2 exons. Gene Ontology annotation, molecular function: lipase activity. Lineage: Eukaryota; Fungi; Ascomycota; Sordariomycetes; Sordariales; Chaetomiaceae. The record is from RefSeq and is a predicted model, not a curated record. The annotation marks the transcript as partial.